AUGCCAUUCAAUCCAUUCAAAUUAGAUGUUGCCGAAAACUAUCUAUUUCAAUACUUUCAAUCCACUGCAUCCUGCUCUUUAACAACCUUCGGCCAUGACCCGACUAAUGUGGGCAACAUGCUUAUCCGCAUGGCUCUCAUUAAUAACGCCCCAUCCACCGCUGCAGUGCUGCGGUCUUUGCUCGCGUUGUCCUCGCUGCACCGUUCUGGACUGCAAUCACAGGCUGCCGAGCUCAAGAUAGCUGCCUUGAAAGCCCUAGGCGUUGCAUCAAAUUGCGAAAUUGGUACUAUGGAAACAAUGCAGCAUGUUGCUGCGGGGAUGCUCUUAUGCUCAUAUGAGAUCCACCAGGCGUCAUGUACCUCCGGCCAAUGGAGAUCGUACAUUAUCGGUGUCAAAAGUGUAAUCAAAGCCUCAUCUCUCGACAUUUAUAAAAGGGAUAGCGACUUCAAUGCCUUGCUUGACUGGGUAUACUACCAUGAUGUAUUAUCCCGUUUCAGUAUCGCACACUGGCACCCGUCGGCGAUCGACAGGCCUCUCGUGCAUUCGGACGAGCCGGUAGACAUCCCAUCGCCGCCGAUGAAUACUGAUCCCUGUAUCGAGGUUGGCAUAAUCACACACUCAGCCCAGUCCCCCUUUACCAAAAUUCUCAGGUCUUUGACUGAGGUUUGCAAUCUAGUCGCAACAAAACUGUCCAAUAUGUUUUCGUCCGAAGAAGCCGACGACUUUGAAAGCUACGUUAAAAUCCUGGCAUGGAGGAUCCAGUCCAUCCCGAUCUCAGACACGAUAAUCGACGAGAAUCCGAGUAUGGUGACUUUUGUGGAACUCUUCCAACUAGCCACUCUCAUCUACCUUAACCGAGCCUUUGGAAACAUCCUAGAACCAGCUUCCCAAACCCAACAACGGGUUGAACAAGCCUUCGAAAAAAGGGAUUCAUCGCGCUCCCUAUUUCUGACCAAGAAGCUGAUUCAGGCCAUAUGGAUUCAAGAUGAUCUUGCCCAUGGCGAGAUUGACUAUACUGAAAAGCUUAGUGCUAUUUUGAGCUGUUGCACUAUUUUGCCUACCUUUGUCUAA
Molecule: messenger RNA, 1071 nt
Organism: Penicillium robsamsonii
Lineage: Eukaryota; Fungi; Ascomycota; Eurotiomycetes; Eurotiales; Aspergillaceae
Exons: 5
Coding region: 1-1071 (356 amino acids)
Biological process (GO): positive regulation of transcription by RNA polymerase II
Cellular component (GO): nucleus
Molecular function (GO): transcription cis-regulatory region binding; DNA-binding transcription factor activity
Source: RefSeq, a predicted model, not a curated record